AUGAACCGAUUGCGGUCGCCAUGGAGUGCACAGUCUCUAGUUUCCGCGCGGCGUACGUUGGACGGCGCUUCAGCGCGCUCGUCCAUCCUGCCUUCCUUCCAUGCGACGCCGUCAGAGAACAUGCGCGGGGAUGCUUUUACGUCGAGCAAUGCGUCGAGUCAUGGGGGCGAGCAUGAGCCUGUUGCACGGCCGUUUCUUGCGCUGCACCACUUGCGCAAGCUCUCGGAGCAGUGUGUCUUGGACGCGGGCGAGCCCGUUGCGCUGCAGUGCUGUGCGGGCCUGAUUGCGGUGGGGUGUGCGCAAGGGCCGACGUAUGUGUUUGACCUUGCGCAGCGCCUGCGCUGCGUCUGCAGCGCGCCGAGCGUAUGUGGACUGCAGCACCGCGUCACUGCACUGGCGCUCUCGGAAGAUGGCAGGACGCUGGGCGUGGGCCAUGCGUCGGGGCACAUUCUGCUGUACGAUGCACAGGCACAGGGCGCAUCUAUACGCCACGUUGCGCCUGUAUCCAUGGCGCAGAUCGGCGCAGGGACGUGCGAAGGGCACCUGGAAGGCGCCGCCAUCACACACCUGCACUUUGUCGGGCGUCGCAAGACGGCGAUUGUGAGUGCCGACGCCCACGGACUCUGUUUUUUUCACUCUCUUGGAAAGAUGCUGGGUAUGGCGUCAAACGAUACUCUGCGUGUUUACGGACGAUACCCACCCCAUGCCUCCGAUGCGCUGUGCGACGUCGCGACGUUGCCGGUGGGCAUGGUCGAGCAUGUAGCCGAUCAGCACAAGUUCGUGGCUCUGCUGCUGCCGCAAAAGCUGCUCCUACUUGGCCUGCAGCCGUCUGCACGCACAUGGUGCCGGAGCUAUGCAUCACGCCGAGGAAAGCACUGCGCGCUGGCCUGGUUUCCUGCCACGAGAGAUACAGAGACGCACCAUCCCAAGCUUGCGUUCGCUUUUGGCCGCGAGCUGCGCGUGCUGCACUUAAAGGCAGCGCACGUCAAGCCACGCAAUAAGCACGAUCCGAGCCCUACUGCCGUCGUGCUCUCGGAAGAAGCGCUCGCCAACGCUCCCGCGCCGAUUGUGCGCAUGCAAUGGGUGCAUCGCACGCUUCUCAUGCUUGUCACGCCCGACACUUGGCUCUUGUAUGACUUCCGGCUAGGCGCGUACACGGAAUGGCAGCCGCACGAUCCACUUGUUGUGCACGCGCGCGACACAGCGGCAUGGGAGACCCGGCUGCGUGUGUGGCACAGCAAACUGUUCAUCUUGGCGCACGGCCGUGCGUUUGUCGGGGAUUUUGUCCCAUGGGAUGCGCGGCUUACACAGCUCGCCGACGCACACGAUGACCUUGGCGCGAUCCAGCUGGCCCUACACCUUUACCACGGCCACGGCGUGGGCUCUGCGAUUGGAUUGCCCGACGACGCUGCGGCGCGGCAGCACACAAUUGCGAACCGCAUCGAGCUGCUGGAAGAAGCAGCGGCGCGCAACCUAUUUUCUGCGCGCUCAGUGCCCGAUGAAGUACGCGCGGCGCUCGCGCGGCUGUGUGCCACUGCUGCAGUCGCCACCGGCCGCUUUGACUUUUUGUUCGGCAAGCUGUAUGAUAUCUACGACGAGCACGGUGUUGAAAAUGUAUUUGUGCACGAGAUGGAGCAGUUUAUCCUGCAGGGCGAGAUGCCUACGCCCGCGCCGCGCGUGAUGCAGCGCUUGUUGGACGACUGUGCACGCCAUGGCGAGACGGCGCGUAUCAAUGCACUUCUUCUCCGUGUAGAUCCUCUGCAUCUGGAUCUGGACCAGGCACUCUCGCUCAGUCUCAAGCACAGGCUCUGGGAGGCGUACAUAUACCUUUGCACCGCUGCCUUGCGCGAUUACACUACGCCGCUCGAGGCACUGCUUCGCAGCGUGUACAGCUACCUCGAGGGCAACACUUUAGUCGGGGAUAUCUACCAAUUGUUUCACUUGCUCGCGUCGGUGGGGGCCGGCGUGCAGUAUCCUGGAGACGAUCCCAUCGACGAUGCAGCGCUUGCGAUCGAUGCCGUGUACACGCUCCUCCUUUCUCCGACGCUGCACACGUCUUUGAUGUCUACGGUGGAUAGUGUGUACCCAUACCUCUCCAUGGUCUUGCAGCUCGAUGCCGAGGCGUUUAUGGACGCAAUGGAUUUGACAUUUGAAAGCGGCUUGCUUGCAGAGCACGCCGGUACACGCAUACCCACGCGCCAGCAUAUUUGGGAUGUGCUGUACACGCUCGGUGCGUCGGACAUGUGCUCUGAAUUCAUUGCACUGUUCCUUGCGCACAACGCCGCAAAAUAUCCCCAGUUUAUCCACUUCGCCACGCACCAAAUGGCGUUUCUAUUUGCCGUGCUCACUCGCCCACACUGCACGACGCCAGAGAGCGAUCGCGAGUUUGCGCUCGAGUGUCUCUUUUCAGCACACGCCUUCACUUUUGAAAAGGAACAGCUGGAUACAUUGUACGCUGCACGCUUGUGGCGCGUUUACGAGUACGGCCUGCGGAAAGCAAACGAUUUUUGCGCGCUGUUUGCCUUUUAUCUUGCAAAUAUCGACGAUGCUCAGCACUCGCCGGGGCAGCUCUACGCGCGUGUGGCAGCCAUGUUUGCUUUGCAAGGCAUGAAAAGCGCCGCGGCACAGCAGCGCUUGGUCCCGGUGUUGUUUGCAGAAAAAGAAAACGUACCAGACGCACUGCUCGGCGAUCUUGCACGUGUCGUGAUACGCUUUUUUCCAGACGCGCAAAAAGACAUGGUGGCCGCACUGGCUGCAGAACCGAUGCGUCAGUACCUGUUCCUUGUCCCCUACUUUCCGUUGGACGCCAAGCGUGCACACACCUCUACAAAAGCCAUGCGCCGCGCAUGGAUCGAGCGCUCCAUCGAGUUUUGUCCGUGCCGUGUAAUCGCAUUCCUCGAUGCAUAUCCCCCGGACUUUUUCGAGCUGGAGCAUGUAUUGCGCACUGCGCAGACGCACAACACAUUCGACGUGAUUGUGUAUGUGCAUGCACGCAUGGGCGACGAAAGCGCCGCGAUGGCAGUCGUCGAUGCACAGGCUGCUCUGCACGCCGCAGCAUUGCUCGACGCAAUCGACAAAGGCCAGGACCGGCUGGAAGACAGCUCGGCAGAGCGCGUGAUGCAUUCCGGCCGCGAAACGACGCAUGACCUGCAAAUCCUCUUUCGCGUUGCCGUGCGAAUCGCCCUGGAGCGCUCCACAGGCAGCAUGGCGGACCGCGCCGAGGCGUGCGAAUUAUGGUACCGCGUCCUCCACGCGCUCAUGCAGUUCCUUCAUACCCUGCUACAGCCCAGUGGCAACGGCGUUCAUAUUUUGCACGCGCUGGGCCCGGGGCCUUUGCUUGCACACGCACUGCACGCUGGCCAUGAAAUGACCCAGGAAGCGCUCGGCGUUAUGCUCGCGUCUGUGCCUUCUGAAACGGUCUCUUUUCCGGAUCUUUUCAGCCGCCUGGCCAGUCAGCAGUCCGUAUCGUACUCCGAGAUCCGUAUCGUGCUUGACGGAAUGCUCUCCGCGUACCGGUUGCGCUGUGAGGUCCUGUCGUUGGGCGCGCGCCUCAACGAAGCAGACGCCGUGCGUCUCUUCCACGCGCUUGCAAAAGAGCGUGGCCUCGGCUGGCUAUUUCCCAAGCACAUACACUUGUGUGCUGCGUGCAAUCAGCACGCUUCGCAGCCGUCGCCCACCGCUCCCCGUGAUCUACCGCCGCUCCUCACCCUCAGCCGCACGGGCCAACUGUACCACGCAGCAUGCCUUCACACCUCGGUCGCGUGA
Messenger RNA from Malassezia vespertilionis, 3765 nucleotides. RefSeq lists its product as uncharacterized. Gene Ontology annotation, molecular function: protein binding. Lineage: Eukaryota; Fungi; Basidiomycota; Malasseziomycetes; Malasseziales; Malasseziaceae. The record is from RefSeq and is a predicted model, not a curated record. Bases 1 to 3765 code for a protein of 1254 amino acids. Gene Ontology annotation, cellular component: HOPS complex; late endosome. Gene Ontology annotation, biological process: endosomal vesicle fusion; protein targeting to vacuole. The transcript has a single exon.